AUGCCCCUCCCUUCCCUUAACAGCACUGAAAAAUUGGAAUUUCUGGGUGCCCUGUUCGAAGGCACGACAUCCUCUAUCGCGCCGUUGCUACUUCUGGAGAGCUUUUUGUUGGGUAUGCUCUGCACAUUCGUUCCCCUUGGAACAUAUUGGUUCUGGAUUAAGUCGCAUUCCGUCCCUCGGGCACCUAUAAUCUCAGUCCCUUGGAUCGUUCUUUUGAUUAUGAUCACGCAUUGGACUCUCUCAUUGAAGCAAAUAAUGUCUAUUGGUAGCGGCCGCUUGAUAGGAAUCUCGCUGUCAACCUUGGAUUUUGCGUCCGCGGGUGUUGACAUAGAGACCUAUGUCAAUGAUGGCAUGGUAUGGAAGUGGUUGCUGACUCUCGUGUCAGAGACCGUUCUUUUUGGGUGUUCGUCAUCCCUUUUCGCGUGCACGGCUUUUGUCACGCUUUGGCAGAGUAGUUCACUCCGUCGCGCUGGGUGUGCUUUGGUGAUACCCAUCAUGGCUGCCGUGAUGUAUACCGUGUCUUUGAUUCAUUGGGCCAUCACCCUUCGGUCAUACAUCAGCCUGGCCGAUCCUUCCGUGCUUGAGCUGUCGUGGUUUGCGCCUUCCGUGGAUGUCAUGUGGGAAUUGGCCAUUGUGGCACUACUCUCUAUCAACGCAGUCAUUAGUGACUCGAUCGUGCUGUGGCGUAUGUGCAUCGUGUGGGAGAAAAAUCGUCUUAUUCUCACCUUUGCUGUCAUACUGCUCGUCACGACGCUCGCGCUGAACAUCACAAAUAUCGCCGGAGAAGGAAUGUAUUCGCUCAAUACCCUCGGCGGGACUCACGGUCCGGCGCGCAACGGCAAGGAUACGGAGUUUCACGCGAUGACGUAUGCCGGGAAUAAUAUUGGACUAUCUGCGGCGUUUACAUCAUUGAUGAGUAAUGCAUGCGCGACAAUACUUGUCGGGAUUAAGGCUCUCAUGCAUAGAAAACUAUUUCCCAAGAACUUCCGCUCGGAAAACGGUCGCACACAGGUUGAACGUGUGUUGGAGCUCCUCGUCGAGUCUGGUGUGGUGUAUACCGCCAUCUGGCUCUUAUACUGUAUCAGCUUUCUGCGCCCUAUCACAAGUCAGAAUGUCGAUGGCGUCGACUCGGAUGAUAGUUCGUACCUCACUACUUCAGCCUAUCUCGACGCUGCUAUGGCUCAGAUAGCGGCCAUCUACCCCCUCAUCGUCAUCCUCCUGGUCAAACUUGGAAAGAUCCAUCACUUGCGUGGGCCUGUAGUUCUCAGUGGUCCUUUACGUGGCAACGAAAUGCCCAUGGUGGAGGCGCGACCCGUCCAUGCCGUUGAGACCGCCAUUACGGUCACCUUCGAGAUCGACGUCGAGCGCGGCCUUUCGGGGUCUGCAUUGGCACCUGUGGAGAACGAUGACCGGGCUUCCGCCGGAGAGAGCGAAGAGACGAAGUAA
Peniophora sp. CBMAI 1063 is the source of this 1446-nucleotide messenger RNA. The record is from the annotation of a GenBank genome assembly. NCBI's taxonomy places the organism in Eukaryota, Fungi, Basidiomycota, Agaricomycetes, Russulales, Peniophoraceae.